AUGGCUGGUGUUCCUCGCUCAUCACAGACUCUCCACGAGAUCAACGAACCAGUCACUCCCUCUGGAAGCUCUAGUUCCAGGAGGUUCGGACAAGACAACGACAAGAUGCUGGCCAAGUUGACGGACCAAGCCUUCAACCCAAAAACGUAUCCUGAUCCUCUUGUUCCACGUCAAGGCGUGGAUCCUCAGCUCUAUCCGCCGGGAACGACCUUGGACAUGGAGAAGAAGUGGCUCGCUAGAAUCAAGCAAUGGCAAGCUUCGCGUAUCUAG
This is a messenger RNA of Ustilaginoidea virens, 270 nucleotides long. RefSeq lists its product as uncharacterized. NCBI's taxonomy places the organism in Eukaryota, Fungi, Ascomycota, Sordariomycetes, Hypocreales, Clavicipitaceae. The transcript has 2 exons. The record is from RefSeq and is a predicted model, not a curated record. The coding region runs from base 1 to 270 and encodes 89 amino acids.